Messenger RNA from Cuscuta epithymum, 2369 nucleotides. Lineage: Eukaryota; Viridiplantae; Streptophyta; Magnoliopsida; Solanales; Convolvulaceae. The record is from the annotation of a GenBank genome assembly.
GUCGCUGACACAAGGCAAAAUCCAAUCGCCGAUUAGAUAAAAAUAAAAUAAAUUCCCUCUUAAUUUCAUCGGUUAAUAUUUUCAAUUGAAAACGAAACCGUUCUAUACUCUUCUGCUCAUCCCUUCGUCGACAUUCGAGAAGCAGCUGUCAAUCAAUUGUUCCACGUCGUUUUCAUAUUCCAUACUCGGGAGACUUCUACCAUCUGGUUCUGGAUAGACAAGCAACAUGGAUAGUAGCCUCGUUGAGGUGUGAUUGCAGCUUCUUGGUCCGUUUAAUGUCGUGUUACUCAAUAAACAUUAUUGUUAUGUGUACUCUAUGUUGAGGGGAUUGUUUGCCUAUACUGGAUUGCCCAUGGAAUCAAUGUUUGCAGUGGAGACAAUUGGUGAAGAUAAAGUUGUGGAUAGCCCGAGUUUGCAUCAGGAAACUGUUGAACCCAUUCUCUACAAGCUUGUUCGGGUUCAUGGGGAUGGUCGGCUAGUGCCUGCAACAGAUGAUGAAUUGAUGACAGUUGAAGAGUUACUUGAAGACGAGAAGUAUGAAUUUGGUCAUAUCAUAGAUGCUAAACAAACUAUAGAGUGCAAUGGAACCGAAGUAUUCUGUUUUGGAAAAACACAGUUUGAAAAACCGCAAGGACAAUCAGAGCCAGAAAAACAUGCUGCUGACGUGGUAACCUCCAAUAUACCACACCCAUUGCUUCCUGAUUUAGACAGCAUGAAUACUCAAGGAAAUGCAACUGCCCCUCCCUUAAACUCAGAAUAUAUCACUAAUGAAGAAUUUGGCAGUACCGAUGGAUGUUCAAACUUAGAUGCCGGUGAGAAUAAUAUUUCAACAUCCACUACUGGAGCUAGCUUGAUGCCAGAUUUUUCAAAGUUAAAUGGGGAAAUAUUUUUGGAGAAAUUGACAGUAAAAGAUCUUCAAGAAACUUUUAAAGCAACCUUCGGACGAGAAACUUUAGUUAAGGACAAACCUUGGCUUAUGAGGAGGAUUUCCAUGGGAUUAUCAAAUUCAUGUGACUUUUCAUGCACUCAUUUUGUGAUUGAAGGCAAUGGGGUUGUGAAGAAAGUUGAAGAAGAAAACAAUGGAAAUGUCAAUGGUUCAAUUUCAGAGGAUCCUAUAUUUGCAUUGGAAAAUACUAAAUUUAGAGGUGCUUCUAGCCAUGAGAUUCCAGCCAGUACUACUACUGAAAGGGAUAUACCAAACGCAUUAGAAGGCUUUAAUGUUAGCGAGGAUCUCAACAGGGAAGAAAGAGCAACCAAAAGAGUUCGGAAACCUACAAAAAGAUAUAUCGAAGAAAUUUCAGAAGUGGAUUCCAGGGAAACUAGUGGGAAGUCUAUGCAUUCAGAAAAAAGUUGUGAUUACGAAUCAGCACAUCCACGUAAUCAUGUGAUAUCUAUUGUAAACAUCCCUCUUGAUGGGGAUCCUAUUGUUAUGAGGAAAGAUUCACUUGGAGGUUCUGAGAUGCAAAUUCCAUAUGUUUCUCGAAUUCGGAGAGGACGUCCUAGGGAAAACUUUAUGACUUUGAAACUGCAGCCCAAUGGGACAAGUGAAGAAGAACAGGUGAAGAAGGAGCCUAGUCCUGGAGAUCUGCAAUUUGAUGAAACAGAUAAGGAUAUCAGUACAUCUGACGAGAAAGCUAAGCACUUCCCUGUAAGGAAAACCGUGGAAGAUGUGUGUACUCAAACUAAGCAUGAACACAUAGAUUCAUAUGGGGAUGGCCAUUCAGAUUAUAAUAUGAUGUUGAACAUGGCCACACCCGCGGUUGGAAUGAGGAGAAAGCACCACCGACCUUGGACUAUCAAUGAGGUCACUGAACUGGUUGAAGGUGUGUCUAAGUUUGGAGUCGGUAGAUGGUCUGAAAUUAAACGGCUCUCUUUUGCAAAUUGUCCAUAUCGGACUCCUGUGGACCUCAAGGACAAGUGGAGAAACUUGCUGAAAGCUAGUUUUGUACAGUUGCCUGCAGAAAAUCGGCUACAUAAUAAUUCAAAGAAAAAUGCGUCUAUGCUGAUCCCGGCUCCAAUUCUCUUACGUGUGCAAGAGCUUGCAGACAUGAAUGGCAAUAUUUCACCAAGUCUCAACCAAAGUACGUACGGAGGUAGAAAUCCAGAUGAAGAAAAUGUGGGUUGCUUGUAAUCUCAGGAACAUUUUCCAGUUUUAUUUUAACUAGUAACUAGCUUCAUCUAUAUAUUUCAGCUUUUCUGAACAUGUUGGUGGAGUAGUGGUAGAUUACUUUUUCUAGCUGGAAAAAUCCAAGUGCUUUCUUCAUUUCAAGGGAAUUGGGGAUAAAAAAUUGUACUGUUAAAAAAUAAUACAGGGAUGAAAGGGGGAAAAAGCAGAUCAAAGUACAUAUUAAUGGUCAAAACCAACUAUU